AUGAGUAUCAGAUCCAAACUCUCCUCUCUCAGAGAGUACUUGACGCCGAUCAACAAUGAAUCGAACUUUCGUAAAACUGGCGAAAUCUCCCCGGAGGAGUUCGUCAAGGCUGGUGACUACCUAGUCUAUAAGUUCCCUACAUGGAAAUGGGGCACAUGUCCUAAGAACUUGCAGAGAAAGUUCUUGCCGCCAGAGAAACAGUUUUUGGUGACUCGCCAUGUUCCGUCGUACCAGCGUGUGGCUUCGUAUGUGCCUGAGCCUGAAGAGGAAGCUGGAGAAGAAGAGCAUGAUACGGAUGCUGAAUGGGUUCCAAGGGUUAACUCAGCACCAGUGAACGCUAUGAAACAGCAGCAACAGCAGCAGGACUGCCAGAAUGACCUUGAUGAGUUGAUUGAAGAGAACGUAGAGGACAAUGUGGGCGAUGACGAUGCUGAUGGGUAUACGCAUAUCGAGUCGAACGAGCUGACGCUUAGGAAGUACGACUUGUACAUUUCCUAUUCGACACUGUACCGUGUGCCGAAAUUGUACCUUGUGGGCUUCAACGCCAAUGGAAUUCCACUCUUGCCAAAACAGAUGUACGAAGACAUUUCGGGCGACUAUAAGGAUAAAACGGCAACCAUCGAGAACUUGCCCAUGUCCAACAACACCACGUCCGUGUCGAUUCACCCAUGCAAGCACGCGUCGGUGAUGAAGGUGUUCAUGAACCACGCCAAAUCCAAGGCUGCAUUGAAGAAAGAGGAGUCCGAACCGCUGUCUCAAGACCAGCUGAAGGUGGCUGAGGACUUUGAGAAGUUGGAUCUCCAAGGCCCCUCUGCCGACGAAACGCCCGAGGAAGGUCUCGACGAGAUUCGCGUGGACUGGUAUUUGGUGAUUUUCUUAAAGUUUAUUGCCGGUGUAACACCUGGCAUAGAAUACGACUUUACCAUGGAUGCGCUCUAA
Messenger RNA from Candidozyma haemuli, 939 nucleotides. RefSeq lists its product as uncharacterized. The record is from RefSeq and is a predicted model, not a curated record. The transcript has a single exon. Lineage: Eukaryota; Fungi; Ascomycota; Pichiomycetes; Serinales; Metschnikowiaceae. Gene Ontology annotation, cellular component: cytoplasmic ubiquitin ligase complex; cytosol. Gene Ontology annotation, molecular function: Atg8-family ligase activity. Bases 1 to 939 code for a protein of 312 amino acids. Gene Ontology annotation, biological process: nucleophagy; autophagosome assembly; autophagy of mitochondrion.